AUAAAAGAGGGCUGACGCCACCAGAAUCAUGCUGCAGAAAAUUCUUUUUUCUUCUUUUCCCUUCUCUAACUCCAAGUCCUUUGUUUAAACAUACAUAAUAAAUAACAGAAUAUAUUACAUUCCCGUAUAUCUUUUAUUUGCCACCCAACUUUUUUGCUAGUUUAUCCCAUCCGAGUCUUUUUCCUCCAUCCACCGUUCUUUCCUGACUCAUCUCAGAAAGACAGAAAAAGACACCAGCAAGAAGACAACAAGAGACUUCCAGUCCCCUCUUUGCUAACCCGUUUUGUCAGAGCAGCCAAGUAAUCAGUUUACCAACUCAUUCUUUACUUCGCUUGAUCAUCUCUCGAUUGAAGAAGUACUUCUCCUCUACGACCCAGAGCCAGACAAAAGCCCAUACCCGUUGCAUCCCGAACAACUCUUACAAGACUUACAAAACGAUAGCCGUUUAUUAAACUGGAUCCAGUUUAAUACCAACACCGUUCCUGCAAUGACAACCUCCAUUAUUAGUUUCCCAAAAUUGGGCCGCACCUUCACGGACAUUAUGGAAGAUGAAUUAUACCACGUUCCCCACCUUAGUAAGGGGGGAGUGUGCAACGCCAGCACCCCAGCCUCCAAGUCGAACUCAUUCAUGUUUGCUCCUCCUUCGCAGUUUGUACCUGCGCAAACAUCAGUGACCUCGAACCCGCCAAACAGCCCCCAGCAAACCACCAACACCCCUGCCACUCCAGUGAACUGGUCUAGCUUCUUACACAGCAUGUCCGACAGUAACACCGUCGAGCAAUUCCAGACUUACUUGAGCCAGCAGCCGCCAUCCCAGCCACAACAGACACAGCAGUACUACGAUGUUCCUGAGGGAGCCGGAGUAAAUCCAUUCAACACGUACGCCGAUCCAAACGUGAUAAACCAGCCUCAGGUCUUGCAGUCUGGGUUGUUCACUACCAUCAAUCCAGAGGAGACCUCCAACUUGUUGAAGUGCCCCGAGGAACUACUUUCGUUCCAAAACAACAGUGUCACGAGCUUCAGCUUGACACAGCCUGAUGAGGCACUCUUCGUGUGGCCUCAUGAGGUUGAGUCCAGCUGCUGCGACACUAAGGAGUUGUUUGACGAAGAGUUAAGUGACUGCGAAGACGAUGACGAGGACAAGUACUUUGAUGACGACGAAGAGAUGCGUGACGACGAUGAUGGAUAUGCCACGAGCGACGACGCUUUGACAAACAUCACCGGCGAGUAUGAAGACGAUGAGAUGGUGCUUGACGAGAUGUCUUCCUUCACCACUCAGACUUCACAUACCGACUACGCCUUCACUACUUUGAAGUCCCAGAAUACACAGCAGUUGCCAUCCCCAAUCCUGUCCAAGAACUCUUCACCAGUUUUGGCCAAGAUUGGUACUGCCCUUCAGGGUCAGGCUCCCGUCACUCCAGCAUCUUUCACCGCAUCUCCAGACUCUGUUUUCAACGACACAGAGAGCCAUCAGUGUACGUUGGUAAACCCUGCCACGCAGCAGCCUUGCCUCAAGCAGUUUUCUAGACCAUAUGACUUGAUUAGACACCAGGACACGAUCCAUGCGUCUAAGAAGAAGAUCUUCAGAUGUAUCAUCUGCGACAAGACCAAAACCUUCAGCAGAGGCGACGCCUUGUCCAGACACAUUAGAGUCAAGCAUGGCUUGCAGGGCGAUGAUGCUACCAGAGCUAUCAACUACGCCAAGGAGAACGUUGAGUUUGUCCUUGUAUAAACGUCGUCCCCCAUUUGAUGCUGUGUGAUCUUGCCCCCUUGGUUGGUGCUUAUUGAUUAAGAUCGCUAUUGAUUUCGUACUCACCCAGUCUGUUGUGACUUUUUUUCACUCUUGCCGGUGCCAUCUUCCUGGCCGCCUUUUCUUAUACCUUUCCCCUUGACGGGCAUCUGUCUUCUCGGUCUUAUUUUGGGUUUUGGUUUUCUCUUUCAGGUACUGAGAAAUUGCAUUUUAGACCCUCAUUUUGUCACUUUUUUUUCCCCUUUAACAUGCGAUGGAGGAAGGAGAAUAUAAACCCCCCGAGAAUGAUAUAUAUAAUAUACAAGUGAACGGGAAUCAGUUUUCUUGUCACUUACCCUUAUUUAUUUAUACUGUUUUUUUUUGCUUUUUUCUUUUUCUUUUUUAACGCAUAGAUUUGUGGUAAAAUAA
Babjeviella inositovora NRRL Y-12698 is the source of this 2158-nucleotide messenger RNA. RefSeq names its product stress-regulated transcription factor (gene RPN4). Bases 488 to 1732 code for a protein of 414 amino acids. NCBI's taxonomy places the organism in Eukaryota, Fungi, Ascomycota, Pichiomycetes, Serinales. The transcript has a single exon. The record is from RefSeq and is a predicted model, not a curated record.